GGUGGUGGUCGUGGUCGUCGGUGAGUCACUUGCCUUCCCCCCGGGAGCAGCGGACAGCUUCCGCCCGCCCGCCGCCGACCGCCAACGGCGUGGCUGGUCGCGGCUUCCUUUCACAGGUCCAGCUCAGCGGCGGGCGGGGGAACGUGGUCCCCACGAUAGUGCAGCCCCGCGAUGAAAUGUGUUUCAUAUGCUGAAUUCCAUCUUGGAUUGUCUCGUUGCUGCACAUUCUGAACCUGAUAAAAAGUAGGAAAUCAAGAUGAAGAGCAGAGUGACACAAGUAAACCAUGGUUCCAGUUACGAAAGGGAGGAACACUACAGUUCACGCCAGAGAAGUUUGUCUCCAGAGGACAGGAGUGGAGAGCAUGACAAGUCUCCACCUACUAGAAAGAGAAGAUACUCUGAUGACAGCAGAUAUGAUCAAGAAUAUUCAAGAAGGGAAUACUAUGAUGACAGAACAUCAGAAGGAAGAAGGAUGGAAAGGGGGAGAGAGACACACCAUGAGAAAUGGGAGGAGAGAGAAUCUGAUCGAAGGAAGCAGAGAAGAUAUUCAUCACCUGAUCGUAGGAGUCCAGAGAGGUCAGCAGUCCAGAGCUCCCUUGUUCAUGAUGAGGCCACUUCAAAGAAGAAGAAAGAAGAAGUGGAUCCAAUCCUUACUCGCACAGGUGGUGCAUAUAUUCCACCUGCCAAGCUCAGGAUGAUGCAAGAGCAAAUCACAGAUAAAAAUAGCUUGGCGUAUCAGAGGAUGAGUUGGGAAGCCUUGAAGAAGUCUAUCAAUGGUCUUGUCAAUAAAGUGAACGUUUCUAAUAUAGAAAAUAUAAUUCAUGAGCUCCUUCAGGAAAAUAUUGUUCGGGGAAGGGGAUUGCUAUCUAGAUCCAUUUUGCAAGCUCAGAGUGCCUCUCCAAUUUUUACUCAUGUUUAUGCAGCUCUUGUGGCAAUUAUCAAUUCAAAGUUUCCAAAUAUCGGUGAAUUGAUUCUCAAGAGAUUGAUACUAAAUUUUCGCAAAGGAUAUCGCAGAAAUGAUAAGCAACUCUGUCUAACGUCUUCAAAAUUUGUUGCACAUUUGGUGAACCAGAAUGUGGCUCAUGAGGUUUUAUGUUUGGAAAUGCUCACUUUGCUUCUUGAAAGACCUACUGAUGACAGUAUUGAAGUAGCCAUUGGAUUUAUUAAAGAGAGUGGGCUCAAAUUAACAGAAGUUUCUCCUAGAGGUAUUAAUGCAAUCUUUGACCGUCUUCGACACAUCCUGCAUGAAUCUAAAAUUGAUAUGCGUGUUCAGUAUAUGAUAGAAGUCAUGUUUGCUGUUCGGAAGGAUGGCUUCAAGGAUCAUCCAAUCAUUCCAGAGGGAUUAGAUCUAGUGGAAGAGGAGGAUCAGUUUACUCAUAUGUUGCCAUUAGAAGAUGAGUACAACCCAGAGGAUGUUCUUAAUGUUUUCAAGAUGGAUCCAAACUUUAUGGAGAAUGAAGAGAAAUACAAAACGCUGAAGAAAGAAAUUCUCGAUGAAGGUGACAGUGAAUCUGAAGCAGAUCAAGAGGCUGGAAGUAGUGAGGAAGAAGAUGAUGAAGAGGAGGAGGAUGAAGAUGGUCAGAAAGUUACUGUCCACGACAAAACAGAAAUUAACCUGGUCUCCUUUCGUCGUACAAUUUAUCUUGCUAUUCAGUCAAGCUUAGACUUUGAAGAAUGUGCUCACAAAUUGCUGAAGAUGGAUUUUCCUGAAAGUCAGACGAAAGAACUCUGCAAUAUGAUACUUGACUGCUGUGCUCAGCAGAGAACAUAUGAGAAAUUCUUUGGGUUACUGGCAGGGCGUUUCUGCAUGUUAAAAAAAGAAUAUAUGGAAUCCUUUGAAGUUAUUUUCAAAGAACAAUAUGAUACCAUUCAUCGUUUGGAAACGAACAAAUUGAGGAAUGUUGCCAAAAUGUUUGCUCAUCUGCUGUACACGGAUUCAAUUCCCUGGAGUGUCCUUCAAUGUAUAAUACUGAGUGAAGAAACUACCACAUCCUCCAGUAGAAUUUUUGUCAAAAUAUUCUUUCAAGAACUCAGUGAAUAUAUGGGACUUCCUAAUCUAAAUGCCAGAUUAAAAGAUGAGACAUUGCAGCCUUUCUUUGAAGGACUUUUGCCUCGAGACAACCCAAGAAACACUCGCUUUGCUAUCAAUUUCUUCACUUCCAUUGGCCUUGGAGGACUCACAGAUGAAUUACGGGAGCAUCUUAAAAAUGCACCAAAGAUGAUAAUGACACAGAAACAAGAUGUUGAGUCAUCAGAUUCCUCUUCAUCUUCAGAGACCGACUCUUCCUCAGAUUCUGAUUCUGACAGCAGCAGCAGUAGUAGCUCAGAGUCCUCCAGCAGCAGUGACUCCUCAUCUAGCAGUGACAACAGCAGCGACUCAGAUGUUUCUAAGGCCAAAAGAAAGAGAAUGCAAAAGAAAAAUAGAGGAUCUGAUGAAGUUUCCAGGAAAAAACAAGAAAGGAAAAGGAAAUCACUUGAAAAGAAAAUGGGAAGGAGGCAGCAAGAAGAAAGAUGGGAUACUGAGAGCAAAUCAGAAAGAAAUCACCGAAAUGUGAGAGAAUCGCACAGGAGAGGUGACGUAUCCAAAUAUCAUCACAGAGAUGAAUCCAAUGGCAGAGAUGGUUACCAUAGUGGAAAGGACAGGAACCAUGAAAGAAGCAAGGAUAUAGAAAACAAACACAGUACUUCAAAAUCAAAGAAAGCAGAGAAAAGAGCUGUUUUGUCUGAUGAUGAAAAUUACAGGCACUGGAGCAAAGAUAAUGGGCAUCGCAGUAGAGAAAAAGAAAGAUCCAAAUCCAGAGAGAGAGCCCACAAUAAUUCCGCUCCAAGAGAGGAGGAACAGGAAGACCAACACAGAAAUGGUUCAGAGAAACACCGAGAGAAGUACAACCACUAUUCUGACCAGUACAGAGAAUCCAGGAGGAACGAGGACAGGCGAAGGGAGAGUUCCCCAUACAGAGAGUCCAGGAAGAAUGAGGACAGGCAGAGGGAGAGUUCCCCAUACAGAGAGUCCAGGAAGAAUGAGGACAGGCAGAGGGAGAGUUCCCCAUACAGGGAGUCCAGGAAGAAUGAGGACAGGCAAAGGGAGAGUCCCCCAUACAGAGAGUCCAGGAAGAAUGAGGACAGGCAAAGGGAGAGUUCCCCAUACAGAGAGUCCAGGAGGAACGAGGACAGGCAAAGGGAGAGUUCACCAUAUAGAGAGUCCAGGAAGAAUGAGGACAGGCAAAAGGAGAGUUCCCCAUACAGAGAAUCCAGGAAAAAAGAGGACAGGCAAAGGGAGAGUUCACCAUUUAGAGAGUCCAGGAAGAAUGAGGACAGGCAAAAGGAGAGUUCCCCAUACAGAGAAUCCAGAAAGAAAGAGGACAGGCAAAGGGAGAGUUCCCCAUACAGAGAGUCCAGGAAGAAUGAGGACAGGCAAAAGGAGAGUUCCCCAUACAGAGAAUCCAGAAAGAAAGAGGACAGGCAAAGGGAGAGUUCCCCAUACAGAGAGUCCAGGAAGAAAGAAGACAGGCAAAAGGAGAGUUCCCCAUACAGAGAGUCCAGGAAGAAAGAGGAGAGGCAAAGGGAGAGUUCCCCAUACAGAGAAUCCAGAAAGAAAGAGGACAGGCAAAAGGAGAGUUCACCAUAUAGAGAGUCCAGGAAGAAUGAGGACAGGCAAAAGGAGAGUUCCCCAUACAGAGAAUCCAGGAAGAAAGAGGACAGGCAAAGGGAGAGUUCCCCAUACAGAGAAUCCAGAAAGAAAGAGGACAGGCAAAGGGAGAGUUCACCAUAUAGAGAGUCCAGGAAGAAUGAGGACAGGCAAAGGGAGAGUUCCCCAUACAGAGAAUCCAGAAAGAAAGAGGACAGGCAAAGGGAGAGUUCACCAUAUAGAGAGUCCAGGAAGAAUGAGGACAGGCAAAAGGAGAGUUCCCCAUACAGAGAAUCCAGGAAGAGAGAGGACAGGCAAAGGGAGAGUUCCCCAUACAGAGAGUCCAGGAAGAAAGAGGAGAGGCAAAGGGAGAGUUCCCCAUACAGAGAGUCCAGGAGGAAAGAGGACAGGCAAAGGGAGAGUUCCCCAUACAGACGAAAAUAAUAGCUAACCAGUUCUGGGAAUAACAUGCAUUUCUGAGCUGUUAAGACUGUAUUUCAAGAUCUGUUCCUGAACUUUCUUAAAAAAAUGUACACAUUCAUACUUUGCAUUUGGGAAUUUUAUCAGACUUUUUCAAAUUUUGGGCACCACUUUUUUAUAACUAUUGCAUUGAGGCUUUUUGUGAAAUUCUUCUGUUGGAAAGACGAAGCUGUUUAUUUUGUGAAUAAAACCGUUAAGAUCUCAGUUAAAUGGCUGUUUUUGUCACUUGGUUUCAAGUAUUAGUAAUUGUAACUUUGUAGUCUAAAAACCCACUGUUUUUUAACUUUGCUUGUUAAUUAAACAUCAGAUACUGAGACUAGGGUGAUAAUGAUAAUAAUUUCAGAUUUCAGUGUGAGUGUUAUGUGAGAAGACUUUAUAAAUCUUCAAGUCUUCUUUAUAUGUGUUCAAGUAUCAGCGUCGGUGCCUCAGGCAUUCUGUAGCUGUGUAUUCUUUCAGCUGUGCCAACAUGAAAGCAAGCGUGACCAAAUUGUUCAGGAAAUCCUUUGGUUGAUUUUCUUUUUUUCUUCAAGAGUUAAAAAUUGGAAAAGCAAUAUUGCUGUUCUAAAUGUCAGAUUUGAAAGUGUGUGAACUUGUUCUGUUACUUUUCUCAAUGUUUUUUAAUAUUGUAACAUCCUGAGCUAGUUACACUUGUGAUCUCAGAC
This is a messenger RNA of Colius striatus (speckled mousebird), 4770 nucleotides long. It is a transcript of the gene CWC22, whose product is annotated as CWC22 spliceosome associated protein homolog. The record is from RefSeq and is a predicted model, not a curated record. Gene Ontology annotation, molecular function: protein binding; RNA binding. The transcript is spliced from 20 exons. Gene Ontology annotation, biological process: mRNA splicing, via spliceosome. Gene Ontology annotation, cellular component: catalytic step 2 spliceosome. Bases 257 to 4072 code for a protein of 1271 amino acids. NCBI's taxonomy places the organism in Eukaryota, Metazoa, Chordata, Aves, Coliiformes, Coliidae.